AUGGCGCCAUCAUCCCCGGACGGGGCCGCAUUUGCCGCCUCGGCCGACGCCCAGGGCGCGUGCCUCCUCUUCUCCGCCCUGCCGCCCGAGAUCCGGAAGAUGGUCUACGUCGAGUUCUGGCGCCUGUCCGGGCUCAGGCAGCACGUGCUCGCCCGCGAGCCCUCGGGUGAGCUCUACCAUUCGCCCUGCAUCACGGACCAGGAGGCGCGGGACACGAGGUACGAGGAGUUCCUGGAGACGUCCGGAGUCGGCCAGGACAUGGGUGUCCGGGGACGUAGGCUGAAUACCGACUGGAACAUUCACUGGGCCUGCGAGGAGCUCGAAAACCCCAGCCUUGUCCAACCGUUCCAAACCAAUCCGCCGCAGGUGCCAUGGUCUUCCUUCCUGCCCGCCUUGCUGACCUGCAAACGGAUGUACUUGGAAUGCAUAGAAUCCAUCUUUGACAGCAUCACCUUCGUCUUCAUCGACCAGGUCGUAGCCCGGACCUUCCUCCGCCUCUGGUCGCCCCACGCCGUCCGCUCCGUCGAGAUAUGCCUAGCAGCCACCAACUUCCUGACGGAGCUCUACUUCCCCUCCCCGCAGGGCCCCCCCUCGCAGCUCGCCAACGGCCCGCCCGUGACCGUCGACAACAACCCCUGGCUGCACCUGUGCCAGGCCCUGGCCUCGCAGACCCGCCUGCGCCGCCUGCACGUCUGGUUCGACUCCAGGGACCUGCGCCCCUGGCACAGCCGCGUCGUCGAGACACGCCUCUUCGCCGCCCUGGGGCGCGCGCGCGCAGACGACUUCGUCCUGCUGCUGCCUGAGCUGGUCGCCGGCGACCGCCUGGCCCUGCCUCCCGGGUCCUACCUCGAGGGCGAGGCACUGGAGGCGGCACCGUUCGAGGUGCGGAGGGGGCCGCGGAUGAAUAACUGGCGCGUCCACCUUUCCAGGGUUGGCCAGUUUAUCGAGUAUAUCGCUGGUCGGCAGGACAAUGAACCUUCUUAG
Messenger RNA from Phialemonium atrogriseum, 984 nucleotides. RefSeq lists its product as uncharacterized. The transcript is spliced from 2 exons. The record is from RefSeq and is a predicted model, not a curated record. Lineage: Eukaryota; Fungi; Ascomycota; Sordariomycetes; Cephalothecales; Cephalothecaceae. Bases 1 to 984 code for a protein of 327 amino acids.